This is a messenger RNA of Plasmodium yoelii, 2094 nucleotides long. Its product is annotated as zinc finger protein, putative. Gene Ontology annotation, molecular function: nucleic acid binding; zinc ion binding. Lineage: Eukaryota; Apicomplexa; Aconoidasida; Haemosporida; Plasmodiidae. The transcript has a single exon. The record is from RefSeq and is a predicted model, not a curated record. The coding region runs from base 1 to 2094 and encodes 697 amino acids.
AUGAUCGACACAUAUAUAUAUUGGAAUUUUAAGGGAAGUAAGGGACGUACUAACAUACUAAGGAUAUCAUUACCAUGUAGUUAUAAUACAAUAAAAAAUAAAAUAUUAGAAGUAGCUAAUUUAAAUUUACAAAAUAAUUUAGAUAUUCUUUUAUAUCAUAAUAAUAGAGUUUUAAACGAAUAUGAAAGUAUAUAUAACCAAAUGUUUAUAGAAAUUCAAAGAACUAGUAUUAGUGUGGCAAGAAAUUUAUUACAAAAUAGUAACAAGACAUAUAUAGAAAAAAAUAAAAAUACUACCCCCUUAAAUAAUAAUGACAAAUCAAAUGUAUAUGAUAAAAAUGGUCAAUUAAAAGUUAAUAAAUAUUCUCAAAAAUAUGAUAAUACUACAGUUUCGUCCUCUACAUCUACCCCAACAAUUAAUGGUCGGAAUAAACCAUGGAAUAUUUAUAACAGAAAUAGUUAUGAUUCUAGUGAAAAAAAUAAUGAAGAUGAAGAUAUAAAAAUUCAAGAAAUUAUGGAAAGUAACAAUAUAUAUAAUUCUGGAUAUAGAGGCAGAAUUAAUUAUUAUAAAAAAGACAAAAUGAAUCCUAAUUUAUAUCAGCAUAAAUUAAAGAAAAUGUCAAAUACAUCUACUAUUAAAAAGGGUCCUAAUUUUCAAAAGGGAAUAUCAGGAUCAGCUUAUAAUACAAUGAAUAACAAUGCAUAUAAUUUUUAUAAAACAGAUAAUAGUUCGAUUCUUGGUGGUUUAAAUCGUCAAAAAAUAAAUAAUAAUGAAGGCUAUAAUAAAUAUGAUAAAAGUAAGGCACACCAUUGGCCGAGCAAUAACAAUAAUUAUAACAAUCAUAGUAAUAGUAAUAAUCAUAGUAAUAGUAAUAAUCAUAGUAAUGGCGCUUAUCCCAGUUCGGAAGCAAACAACGAAUAUGUUCACCCAGAUUAUAUAUGCCAUAUGUGUGGAAAAAAGGGGCAUAGUAUAAAAAAUUGUACAAUGAGUGCAUUUAAUAAUAAUAAAAAAAUAAAAGUUCCGACUGGAAUUCCAGCCAAUUUCUUAACAAAAAUAAGUGCAGAAGAUAUAUAUAAAUAUGAUCAAAUAUAUAUAUUGAAAGAUGGUAGUUAUGGUAUAUUAAAAAAUGUUGAAGAAGUAAGUGGAAGUGCAUAUUUAUAUAGAAGUGUAGAUGAUAAGCUUAACAUUUAUUUAGGAGUCAAAGAAAAAAAUCAAGAUGAAAAAAAUGAUGAAAAAAAUGAUGAAAAAAAUGAUGAAAAAAAUGAUGAAAAUUACACAAACAAUAUUCAAGAUAAUACAAAUAAAUUUGGAUCAAAAUUAAAUCAUAUAAAUAAUACAGAUAAUGAUUCUAAUAAAAUUUCAAAUAUAUAUAAAUGUUUAUUAUGCAAAAAAUUAUAUACAUCCCCAAUUACAUUACAUUGUUGUGGGGAAACAUAUUGUAAAUCUUGUAUAUUUAUAUAUAAUAAAAAAAAUAAAAAUGAUUAUUUUUCUACUAAUUCUAAAUUGCAAUCUAUAAAAUGUCCAAAUUGUCAUAAAUAUGUAGAUGCUAAUGAGUUAAUUAUUAAUACUAAUAUUAAAAAUGUAAUCGAUAUAAUUUUAAAAAAAGAAAAAACUGAAGAUAUACUUGAUAAAAAUGGAAAAGUGUUACGAGAAAAUAUUAAUAAAACUGAUCAUGUUUCAAAUUAUAAUAAUAUGAUAGAUAAAGAAUUUAUUUCAAAUUCUAACUCUUUACAAUCUCAUAAAACAUUUAAUAUAAAUACAAAAGGAAAUGACUAUAAUAAUCCUCUUACAAAUAUACAUGAAAUAAAAAUAGGAAAUGGUGACGAAAAUUAUAAUGCACUAUCUUAUAUAAAUAAUAAUUUGUCUGGAAAUUUUUAUUCUAAUAAUAAUCUAAUUUUAGAGAAUAAUAAUAAUAAUAACAUCUCUUUUGAAUUUAACCCUUUAAUUAACACAUCCAUAAAUUUACAAGAACUAAAAAAACAACAUGAUUUUGCAAUAGCUUAUAUUUCGAAAUAUAAAAUGGAAAAAGGAAUAAAAAAAAAACGAAAAAAUGUUGACCUUAGCAUGUUAUUAGCUAGUAAGAAGGUGCGAUAA